This is a messenger RNA of Bipolaris sorokiniana ND90Pr, 935 nucleotides long. RefSeq lists its product as uncharacterized. Bases 1 to 702 code for a protein of 233 amino acids. The record is from RefSeq and is a predicted model, not a curated record. The transcript is spliced from 2 exons. Lineage: Eukaryota; Fungi; Ascomycota; Dothideomycetes; Pleosporales; Pleosporaceae.
AUGGCAUGGGCCGUCAUGGAAAAACAUGCUCAUAUGCAUCACUCCUCGAUCCGACUUCACCUUGACAAGAUGACAGGUGGCGCGCAGAUGAAGUUUGUAGCGGUAACGACUACAUGUGCCUUGUGCCGAAAAGAUGCGAGUGCAGGGGUGGUAGUCUACUUGGCAUGGUGUCUUGUGCAGGUGAGGCCAAAAGGACCAAGGACCAGAGGAUGGAGUGGUAUCAACUCGUAUUUGACUCCAGUAGCACUCGUCACUCGAAACCUAGGCUUGCUCGAGAGUCCGAACAAUGUCCUCGGUCGCCCGAGCAGAGUUCGAGUAAACGCCGUGGCUCAUCGCAGCGGCUGGUUUCCCGUCGGACAGGGCCAAAAGGGGAGGUCGGGAAAGAUGGGUGGACUACGGGGGGAUGCCGCCCAGUCACGCCUGGAACGACAUCACAGUGCAGCUGUAGGCCCUGCCCUGUUCCCCCUUCUCCGCACCGCUGCACCAUUCACCCUGACGGAUCCGCCCGGCACCCGUAGUCCUCCAGCUCACUGCAAAAAGGCCCACUUGCCAACCGUGCAACUUUUCCACCGCCAGCAUAAAGCCGUGCUCGUGCUCCCCGACUCUCCUAGAAAGAAGGCCGCGAGUCAAAUUUCCACCCUUGGCCCCUGCACGUCUAGAGGGCAGAGUACGCAAUUUUCUCCUUGGAUUCCGAAAUCCUGACACACAAUUCAAUCCUUUUUUUUUCUUUACCGCUUGGUUUAAUUCAACAGACCUCAGUACUUGCGCUAAGUAUAUAUGCUCUUGGACUACCUGGCCCCAAGUCUUCCCAAGCGACAAAUUUUGCAUAGCGACAUAUUCCUGUUCCUGUCCUUGACUACACUACCCUUAUAUACACCCACCCAUACAUACCAUAGCGACACUUCCUGAGCGACAUUCUUGCCCACCAGCAUCUC